CACCACUACAAACACCAUCAUCACAAACACCAUCAUCACCACUGCAAACACCAUCAUCACAAACACCAUCAUCACCACUACAAACACCAUCAUCACAAACACCAUCAUCACCACUGCAAACAUCAUCAUCACAAACACUAUCAUCACCACUGCAAACACCAUCACCACAAACACCAUCAUCACAAACACCAUCAUCACAAACACCAUCAUCACAAACACCAUCAUCACAAACACCAUCAUCACAAACACCAUCAUCACAAACACUAUCAUCACCACUACAAACACCAUCAUCACAAACACCAUCAUUACCACUGCAAACAUCAUCAUCACAAACACUAUCAUCACCACUGCAAACACCAUCACCACAAACACCAUCAUCACCACUGCAAACACCAUCAUCACAAACACCAUCAUCACCACUACAAACAUCAUCAUCACAAACACCAUCAUCAACACCACCAUCAUCACCACAAGUAAUUUCACACCAUCUCCUCUCUAUUUUAGGGAAACUCCACACUUGCGUAAAAGAGGGCGAACCUGGAUAUGAAUUCUCAUAUAAACUGAGAAUUCAUUCCGAUGAAAAACUUUACGAGGGAGACAUAGCCGUUGUAUUUUGUAAGUUCUGCUAUGCCCAUGGUAAAAACAUUGUAUUAAUAAAGUUAAAGGCACAGUUCAGCCUUUUGAGUGAUGGUUUUUAAGGCGCAUUUCAGCCCUUUUAAUUGAAAAAAUUAACCAGGAAAAUCAAUUACGCAUAAUUCAAGAUCAGCAAACUUAAUAUUUUUUAACAUUUUUAUUGUUAAAAACAUUGAGUUUACAGUUAGUUUUUUCAAUUAAAAAGGCUGAAAUGCGCCUUAAAAACAUCAUUCAAAAGGCUGAACUGCGCCUUUAACAAACAACUAGUUAAAUAAGUCACCAGUAUGCGACAGAAAGAUUAAAAUACCGUAUCGAUCAUACCACUGUAAAAAACGUCUAUAUAUUCAAAUACAAAAUUGGUUUGUUCCACGAGUUUAUAUCAAACACUUGAAGUCGACUAAAAUUAUAUUAAUGAACUAAUUAUUCACAGAUUUAAUAAUUGGUUCGUUAAUGGACAUCAAUUAGCUCUUUAAAUUACCUUAAUUAGUUCGUUUAUUGGCAUUAUUUAGUUCGUUUUUUGACAUUGAAUUCAUUAAUUGACCUUAAUUAAUUCAUUAAUGCUAAUUAGUUGCUUAAUAACUUUACAUUGUAGCCAAUAAACGCACAGGUGAUGAAGCUGAUUCAAAAAGCAAGGACAAGGAAUGUGCGAUGGCUUUUGUAGUACACGUUACUGCGUCGAAAGGAAUGGAAUAUGAUUUCUCUUAUGACAAAUGUUUUAUGCCAAGUAAGAAUAAUCUUAUUGAUUUGCGCGUCCAAAUCAAAUUGCAGUAGAGAAUCAUAACAUGCAAUUAUACAUAUCAAAGCAUUCAACUGUGCCUUCGUAAUUUGAAUGUUGAAAAAGUUGUUCGAAGAAAAAUUGCUUUGGCUCGCUUUAUGUUAAUAUAUAAGUCAUGUGAAUUUUUCUCUAUUUUGUCGCAAAGAUUGCUUCAUACUAUCAAAGUAUGUAUAACAAUGUAUAAACCUCUUUCAAAGACACGAUUUAAUUCAAAUGUCUAGGAGUCAAAGAUAUUGUAUUCGCAGGAAUAUCAUAAACCAGAAGUUUGCAGUGUUUUCUACACGCGUAAAAACGCACUGGUUAAUUGUAACAAAUCUGCAGCAGACUUGUAGCAAUGCUGUUCCAACAACUUGUCAACAGGAUGUGUUCGCACUGCUUGUUCCCAGCUUGUUGACAACUUGCUACAAGGUUUUUGUGCUCAACAGACUUGCUUCAAGCCGUUCCAACAACUUGUUAUCUGCAGUUCAACAAUUUGUGAGUGACAACCUUGUAGCAACUUGAUAAAACUUGUUGACCAGCUUGCUACAAGCCUGUUGCGAAACUAACCUCACUUGUGUUUUUCAACAGAAUCCAAAGCCAAUUGUACCGACACCAAUUUAAAUCGUUGUCCCUGCCAUGGCGAUCCAGAGCCUAAAACAAGUAAAUAUAAAAUUGAUAUUACUCCAUAGUUAUCUACAUUGCUUUUUAUUGUAGGAAAACAAAGUUCAACAAUUGUGAUUGUUUGUCAUCUUUCUAAUUACGAAACAAAAAUUUUAGUUGUAAUAUAUUCUAAUGGAUUCUCUACUUUCUAAUUGGAAGACAAAUAUUCUAAUUGUGAUUCUAUUUGAUUCUCUACUUGCUAAUUGGUAGAGAAAUGCUCUAAUUGUGAUUCUAAUUUGUUAUCUACUUUCUAAUUGGAAGAGAAAUAUUCUAAUUUUGGUUCUAAUUAUUCGUUCUCAUUCUAAUAUUCAGAUACUGCCGUUCCAACUCCAAAAACGGAUAAAAAUUUAAAUAUCUCUAUAUGAAUUCUCUCUUGUCAUGAAAGAAAAGUUCUAAUUGUUUUUCCUAACCUAUUUGUUUGUCUUCUACUUUCUAGCCAGCGCUACAACAGGAGAACCGGGUACGACUCUUAUUACAGGUAUUGCAUAUUCCUAUAAUGACUUUUAA
This is a messenger RNA of Paramuricea clavata, 2554 nucleotides long. The record is from the annotation of a GenBank genome assembly. Lineage: Eukaryota; Metazoa; Cnidaria; Anthozoa; Malacalcyonacea; Plexauridae.